UCUUAUCGGCUUGCUCACUUGGUGGUGUGACCAGCAGGAAGAUGUGAUCCAAAUACAUGCAAUGAAGAAUAUCUGGAAAGUGCUUCCUGCCUUAAGGAAAACGUAUCAAAGUGGCCAUGCGGGUUUUCAGAUGAAAGAGGGCAGAGGGGCGUGGAAAGUGCACGUACACGUCGUGAAUUUCUCCUCCCGUUCGGCAAUGUAUGCAGGCAGUGCAGAGUCUUCACUUGGCCCAGGUUCCGAGCUCCGAACUGAUGGACCGGCUUUCGUUCCCAAAAGAGCGCUAGUUUUAACGAAGUUCUCAAGAUAUGAAUUCGAAAAACGGCGACAUGCGGACCUCACAGAAGAAGAACUCGUCAAGGAUAGGAAUACCUCUGUUAGUGGGUUUCAGGAAGGAAUUUUUGAUGCUCCAUCUGCGACUUGCAUACGUAAGAGGAAAGAUAAGCUGGAAGCCAGGGGCUCCGAUUACAACAGUCUCCUGCACCAUCACAAGAUCCACACCAAGAACAGGGAAUUGGUCGUGAGCACACUCAAGCAGAAGGGCAUAGAGACGCGGCUGGUGGACCGGUUCGAAUACACGGACGCCAACAUCGAUUGGGCAGAUGUCAUAUUCACUACCGGAGGCGAUGGCACCUUCCUUAUGGCAGCCAGUAAGAUCUACUCCAGAGACAAGCCAGUCAUUGGGAUCAACAGUGACCCUUCGAGGUCUAUUGGAUACCUCUGCCUUCCUGGACAUUGUACAGAAAACUUUCCAUUGGCCUUGGAGAGGCUUCUAACGGGGAGAUUCCAAUGGAUGUGGCGGCAACGCAUGCGUGUGACCCUGAAGGGAGAGCACGCGUUCGACCCUCCCGUGGAACUGCACGACCAGCAGCUGCAGUACCCCGAGUACCGCUUUCUUGACUGCUGGCAGGAGCAGCACCUGCGACGGGACAGUACCCCCACCCCGCACCCCACGGGGGACGACGCCUCCAGAGUCCUUCCCGUACGGUCCCUAAAUGAAGUCUUUGUGGGAGAGACUCUGUCUUCUAGGGUAUCAUAUUAUGAACUUUCCAUUGAUGGAUCUCCGCGGGUCAAGCUGAAGAGUUCUGGGUUAACCGUCUGCACAGGAACGGGUUCGACAUCAUGGUCCUUCAACAUCAACAAGGUCACACCACAAUGUGUUCAACGAAUUCUUGACAUAGUUGGUGUUGAGACAGGGACAGUCUUUCCAACAAAGGACCAACAGCUCAUAGAGAAGAUCACCACGAAGUUUAACAAUUCCCUCAUUUUCGAUCCAUCAAAAUGUCUAAUGGCAUAUACCAUAAGAGACCCGGUUGUAUUUGGAACAGAUUUCAGCAGCAAGCCACGUGGAUUUGCAAAGAGAAUUGAAGUGAAAUCCCGGAUGUUCGACGCAUGCUUGGUGAUCGACGGCGGUCUGUCGUUCGUGUUCAACGAUGGUGCAACAGCAAUUUUUGAGAUGCACGAGGACGACGCUCUGCGAACAGUUCAGUUCGCGGACUGACUGGUCUCAUUCUCUUGAAUUCAAUUUCGGUAGCGAAUAUUUGUAUCUAUGAAUGUAUAAUAAGUAUUAACUGCAACGGGAGAUGUGUGUGUAUCUUAAGGUGCAAUUUUCAAGUUUUUGUUCUUAAAAUGAAAUAAAUAUUUUUAUAUGAGUUA
Molecule: messenger RNA, 1653 nt
Organism: Ornithodoros turicata
Lineage: Eukaryota; Metazoa; Arthropoda; Arachnida; Ixodida; Argasidae
Gene: Nadk2
Product: NAD kinase 2, mitochondrial-like
Exons: 10
Coding region: 62-1498 (478 amino acids)
Biological process (GO): NAD+ metabolic process; NADP+ biosynthetic process
Cellular component (GO): mitochondrion
Molecular function (GO): NAD+ kinase activity
Source: RefSeq, a predicted model, not a curated record